CGUUCCCGCAGGGGACACGGGGCAGGGGUACAGCGUGUGCCAGGCGCUGGGGUCCGGCAGGUCCGGGCUGUCCCCGAUGUCCCCUCUGGGGCCGCGCUGGCGGCGGUGACAGCGCUGACCCUUCCCUCAGUGGGCACCGGGCCAGCAGCGCCGCGUGACGCGGCCUGGGGGGCUCCCGCGGGCCACCGCCGGGCUGGCACCGCCCCCGGGGGACACCGGGGAGGACACCCACCGCCCCGGGGUCCCCCCUCCGCCCCGGGGUCCCCCCUCCGCCCCGGGGUCCCCUGUCGGUGGCAGGCGGCCCGUGCCGGGGGGUGGCCGUCCCCGCGCCCAUCGCCCCGGUGUCCCCCCGCAGGUGCCACCGGCGGGUCUCCAGGAUGGCGGAGGCCCACCAGGCCGUGGCCUUCCAGUUCACGGUCACCCCCGAGGGCUUGGACUUCCACCUGAGCCGCGAGGCCGUGCGCCAGCUCUACCUGGCCGCCGUCCACUCGUGGAAAAAGCGCUUGGUCCGCGCCAAGAACAGCUUCCUGACCGGCGUGUACCCCGCGUCGCCCUCCAGCUGGAUGGUGGUGGUGAUGGCCACCGCCGGCUCCUGCUACUGCCAGGUGGAUCCGUCCCUGGGGCUCAUCGCCCGCAUCCAGCGCUGGCUGCCCCGCGGCGAGGCGCUGACCCCCCAGGCGCAGACCGUGGUCAGCACCGUGGUGUUCUCCACGGGCGCGUGGCUGGCGGCCGUGCUGCUCUUCCGGAGGCUGCUCCGCCUGCUGCUCUCCUACCACGGCUGGAUGUUCGAGCCCCACGGGCACAUGAGCCGCAGCACCCGGCUCUGGAUUGCGCUGAUGAAGAUCAUGUCCAUCCGCAAGCCCCUUCUCUACAGCUUCCAGAGCUCCCUUCCCAAGCUCCCGGUGCCCCCCGUGAAAGCCACCGUCGCCCGGUACCUGGAGUCGGUGCGGCCGCUCCUGGACGAUGACAAGUACCUGGAGAUGGCGGCGCUGGCCAAGGAGUUCCAGGAGAAGACGGCGCCGCGGCUCCAGCGGUACCUGCGCCUCAAGUCCUGGUGGACAACCAACUAUGUCAGUGACUGGUGGGAGGAGUACAUUUACCUGCGCGGCCGCAGCCCCCUCAUGGUCAACAGCAACUACUACGCCAUGGAUUUCCUGUACGUGACCCCCAGCCCCAUCCAGGCCGCGCGGGCGGCCAACGCCGUGCACUCCAUGAUACUCUACCGGCGGCGGCUGGACCGGGGCGAGAUCCCCCCGAUGAUGGCCCUGGGCGUGGUGCCCAUGUGCUCGUACCAGUCGGAGCGGAUGUUCAACACCACCCGCAUCCCGGGAAAGGAGACGGACACGCUGCUGCACCUGGCGGACAGCAAACACCUGGCCGUGUACCACAAGGGCCGCUACUACAAGGUGUGGCUGUACUACGGGGGGCAGCUGCUGCCGCCCGCCGACCUGGAGAUGCAAUUCCAGAGGAUCCUGGAUGAUCCCUCACCCCCCCAGCCCGGGGAGGAGCGGCUGGCGGCGCUCACCGCCGGGGAAAGGGUGCCGUGGGCCGAGGCGCGGGCGCGGUUCUUCAGCCGCGGCCCCAACAAGGCGGCCCUGGACGCCAUCGAGCGCGCGGCCUUCUUCCUCACGCUGGACGAGGAGGAGCACGGCCACGAGCCCGCCCGGCCCGGCUGCAUGGACGCCUACGCCAAGUCCCUGCUGCACGGCCGCUGCUACGACCGCUGGUUCGACAAGUCCUUCACGCUGGUGGUCUACAAGAACGGCAAGGUCGGGGCCAACGCCGAGCACUCCUGGGCCGACGCCCCCAUCGUGGGGCACCUCUGGGAGUUCAUGCUGGCCACGGACAAGUUCCAGCUGGGCUACACGGAGGGGGGGCACUGCAAGGGGGACCCCAGGCGGCAGCUGGCCCCCCAGCGCCUGCAGUGGGACAUCCCCCCCGAGGUGGGUGACACGAUGGACAGGGGCGGGGACAGCCUGGGGACAGGGGCGGGGACAGCUACAGUUUGGGGUGCAUUUUGGGGUUCAGGCCCCCCAACCACUCCCCAAUGCUCAGAGGGGCAGCAGCUGUUCAAGGUGCAGGUUUGGGGUGCAGGUUUGGGCUGCAGGUUUGGGCUCAGUUUGGGGUGCAGGUUUGGGGUGCAGGUUCGGGGCGCAGUUUGGGGUGCCGGUUGUUUUGGGGUUCACCCCGCUGCCCCCCAGCGCUCGGAGCGGCAGCGGCUGUUCAAGGCGGCGGCCGAGAAGCACCAGCAGCUCUAUCGCCUCGCCAUGACGGGCGCGGGCAUCGACCGCCACCUCUUCUGCCUCUACCUGAUGUCGCGGUACCUGGGCACGCAGAGCCCCUUCCUGGCCAAGGUGCUGUCAGAGCCCUGGCGCCUCUCCACCAGCCAGACCCCGCAGCAGCAGCUCAGGAUGUUCGACCUCAACAAAUUCCCCGACCACGUCUCCAGCGGCGGCGGCUUCGGCCCCGUGGCAGACGAUGGUUAUGGGGUGUCCUACAUCAUCGCCGGGGAGAACCUCAUCACCUUCCACGUGUCCAGCAAGUUCUCCAGCCCCGAGACGGACUCGCAGCGUUUCGGCCGCAACAUCCGCCAGGCCAUGCUGGACAUCGCGGGGCUCUUCGACAAACCCCCCCCCGCGGCCGGGAAGUGACCGGGGGGUCCGCGGGGCUCCCCGGUUUUGGGGGGCCGGGGGUCGCUGCCCUGGACCCGCUCCCAAUAAAGGCUCUUGGUGUGA
Vidua chalybeata is the source of this 2735-nucleotide messenger RNA. It is a transcript of the gene CPT1B, whose product is annotated as carnitine palmitoyltransferase 1B. Gene Ontology annotation, cellular component: mitochondrion. Gene Ontology annotation, biological process: fatty acid metabolic process; carnitine metabolic process. The record is from RefSeq and is a predicted model, not a curated record. Lineage: Eukaryota; Metazoa; Chordata; Aves; Passeriformes; Viduidae. Gene Ontology annotation, molecular function: carnitine O-palmitoyltransferase activity.